CACUGCAGUAUCAUCGUGGUGAAAUGAUGGACAAAGUGUUAUACGAGUGGUUCAGCUUGAAAAGAUCAGAAGGAGUCACAAUUACAGGCCCAAUGCUAAGAGAAAGGGCGUGAUUUAGCUAAGAAGAUGGGCGAGGAAGGGGCAUGCCAGUUCUCUGAUGGCUGGCUCCACAGGUUCAAGGUUCGUCACGGCAUAAGGAAGCUGGACAUCUCGGGAGAAUCAAAAUCUGCCAACUUACCCUCGGCUGAAGAGUUCGUCAACAGGUUUGUGAAGAUAGUUGAGGAGCAUAACCUGAUGUCUGAGCAGAUUUACAACGCUGAUGAGACUGGCCUGUUCUACCGCUGUCUGCCAAGAACCACACUUGCAAGCGAGUCGGAGGGAGACGGGAAGGGAUUCAAACAGAGCAAGGACAGGCUGACAGUUCUGUGCUGUGCUGAUGAUGAUGAUGAUAAUAAUGAGCCUAAAGUAACUUGGGAACAGGCUGCGAAACACAUAGCUGGCUUUGUCAGGUUUGCUGAGCAGUGCACAUACAUGUCAACCCGAGAUGUUAUGACCCUUCACUGCAUUGAGAAUGAGUUUUUGCUGCAAAGAAGGAGCUGCAAACAAGGAGACAUUAGAAACUAUUUUGAAGUAACUUGUAAGGAAAAAGAAGUGGGGCAAACAAGUACAGAAUCUGAUGAUGAUGAUGACCCGGAGGGUGUUGAAUGA
Messenger RNA from Scylla paramamosain (green mud crab), 708 nucleotides. RefSeq names its product tigger transposable element-derived protein 6-like. Bases 127 to 708 code for a protein of 193 amino acids. Gene Ontology annotation, molecular function: DNA binding. The transcript has 2 exons. NCBI's taxonomy places the organism in Eukaryota, Metazoa, Arthropoda, Malacostraca, Decapoda, Portunidae. Gene Ontology annotation, cellular component: nucleus. The record is from RefSeq and is a predicted model, not a curated record.